Molecule: messenger RNA, 1659 nt
Organism: Aureobasidium pullulans EXF-150
Lineage: Eukaryota; Fungi; Ascomycota; Dothideomycetes; Dothideales; Saccotheciaceae
Product: T-complex protein 1
Exons: 2
Coding region: 1-1659 (552 amino acids)
Biological process (GO): protein folding
Cellular component (GO): chaperonin-containing T-complex
Molecular function (GO): ATP hydrolysis activity; ATP-dependent protein folding chaperone; ATP binding
Source: RefSeq, a predicted model, not a curated record
AUGUCGCUCUCAAUACCGAAUGCGCCCAACAGCGGCCUAUUCAAGGCUGGCUACCAGAACUACGAUGCCGAAGACGGCGCAGUUGUGCGCAACAUCGACGCAUGCCGAACCAUCUCAGACACGGUGGCCACGUCGCUAGGCCCCUACGGACGCAACAAGAUUGUCAUCAACCACUUGCAGAAGAUGAUCCUCACGUCGGACGCCGCCACCAUCCUCCGAGAACUCGAAGUCGUCCACCCUGCCGCCAAGCUGCUGGUCAUGGCCAGUCAACAGCAAGAAGCCGAGAUGGGCGAUGCUACAAACAUGGUCAUCGUGCUGGCCGGUGAACUGCUCAAGAAGGCCGAGGAGCUGUUGCGCAUGGGCCUCAAGACCAGCGACAUUGUCGUUGGUUACGAGCGUGCCGGUCAGGAGGCCUUGAGGGUCCUGGAAGAACUCGAGGUCGACCGUGUCAAGGAUAUGCGCGACCAGGAGGAGCUGUCCAAGGCACUGCGCACCGUCAUUGCUGCCAAACAGUCGGGCCACGAGGACGUCCUGGCCAACUUGGUCGCCGAGGCUGUGCUCGCUGUCCUGCCCAAGAACACCUUCAACUUCAACGUCGACAACGUCCGUGUCGUCAAGAUCAUGGGAGGCUCGAUUGAGCAGUCGCGCGUCGUCAAGGGUAUGGUCUUCGGUCGUGAGCCCGAGGGUACCGUCAAGAAUGUCCAAAAGGCAAAGGUCGGAGUCUUCAGCUGUCCCAUCGACAUUGCACAAACAGAGACCAAGGGCACCGUCUUGCUCAAGAACGCCCAGGAAAUGCUCGACUUCACCAAGGGCGAGGAAUCACAAAUCGACCAGGCCAUCAAGGAGCUACACGAUUCAGGCGUCCGCGUCGUUGUUGCCGGAAACUCGGUCGGCGAGCUGCCCAUGCACUACCUGAACCGCUACGGCAUUCUCGUCAUCAAGAUCAUGUCCAAGUUCGAGCUCCGCCGUCUCUGUAGAGUCGUCGGUGCCACUCCUCUUGCCCGCCUCGGUGCCCCUAUGCCCGACGAGAUGGGUGCUGUCGACAUUGUUGAGACCAUCGAGAUUGGUGGUGACCGUGUCACCGUCUUCCGUCAGGAAAAUGACACCACCCGCACCGCCACCCUGGUCCUCCGGGGUGCUACUCAAAACCACCUUGAAGAUGUUGAGCGUGCUGUUGACGAUGGUGUCAAUGUGGUCAAGGCCAUCACCAGAGAUGCCCGCCUUGUACCCGGCGCCGGCGCCGCUGAAAUGCAACUCGUCGAGCGCAUUUCCGCUUUUGCAGACAAGACCUCUGGCCUCUCGCAAUACGCCAUUCGCAAGUACGCAGAGGCCUUCGAAGUCGUACCUCGUCUUUUGGCAGAGAGCGCCGGUCUCGAUGCCACUGAGAUUCUCGCCUCGCUCUACACUGCCCACAGCGACAAGUCGUCAAAGGACAACAGCGUCUGUGGCGCUGGUGUCGACAUUGAAAACAACAACGGCGAUGGUGUGCUCGAUGCUCAGGAGGAGGGCAUCCUCGAUCUUAUGGUUACCAAGCAAUGGGCCAUCAAGCUCGCUACCGAGUCCGCAAGAACAGUCCUGAGUGUCGACCAGAUCAUUGUUGCCCGCCAGGCCGGUGGCCCCAAGCCGCCGGGUCCUAACCCCAAUUGGGAUGAGGACUGA